GACGUGUAAUCCAGCCGAGACGAUUUCGCGGUCGGACCGCGAAGUUUGUUUUGCUCCGGUUCUGCAGUAAAGGAGUCAUUUAAACAAGGAAAAGCUCAUUAGAUUAAUAUAGCGGGUAGCGGUUAGAUAUGAGAUGGAGGACGAAGACGAGCUUUCGGAUUUUCGAAAGCGGUGGAAACACGAACUGGAGAAAAAGACUCGGUUAAAAGAUGACAGUGAUGUCGGAUAUUUUGGACACUACAGUAAAGCGGAUGGGAUUAAUGAGCAGAGAAGCGGCCAUGCUGGUGAAUCUGGGAAGAAACCCAGAGAUGUUGAAGGCUCGAAAGGUCUUCAGGAGGGCUGUAAAGAUCAGCCACAGUACGUAUCCAUCGCAGAGGGUCUGUUGGAUGGAAGGAGCAGCCCCCUGCUGGCCAGGAUGGAGGAGGAGAGAAUGCGGAGGAAGCGGCGUUGUGAGCGGGGAGAACAACAGCAGCAGCAGCAGCUCCUCUUAGCUCCACCACGCACUCAGAGGAGAACUCAACUUACACUCAUCGACCAGUUUAUUCACGAUUUGAACGAGGCGAAUGAGAUCCCUUUCUUUGACAUUGAGCUGCCGUAUGAACUGGCGCUGAAGAUUUUCCAGUUCUUGAACAAAGCUGAUCUGGGACGAUGCGCUCAGGUGAGUAAGUCGUGGAGAGUGUUAGCGGAGGACGAGGUCCUGUGGUACAGGUUGUUCCUCGAGGAGGGGUAUCACCGAGGGGCGAGUGUCUCCGACUCCCCCUGCUGGAAAAGCACACUGCGAGACUGCUUUAACACUGAGAAAACUGUCAAGUACAACUGGAAGAACCGAGUCGGGUCAGUCAGCCAUCUGCAGUAUGAACUAGGAAAAGUGUUGUGUGAUGUCAGUUCCUGUGAUAGACUGGUCAUUGCUGGGUAUACGUCCGGUGACGUACGACUGUGGGACACGCUUCACUGGGACUCGGGUGCUUGGAAUCUGCAGCCUGCUCACAGCAUCAGAGACGAGACACCACCGCCAUACGUUAGUCUGGUACGAGUCACCGAUGCUGUGGCCUGCGCCGCUUAUGAGAACGGAUGCGUGGAUGUUUGGAGCACUGAAUCUGGCGUAGAGCCCAUCCAUCACUAUGAGCACCUGCAGCAGGUGUGUGCCCUCGAUCUGAGCGCCGAUGCUCCGGUCGUGGCCUCUGCGGCUGGCUCGGAGGUGCGAGUGGACACUCCGGACGCUCGGGGCUACUGGAGGACCGUGUGUCUCACCCAGUUGGCUAAACCUGUGGAAGGGGUGUUGGUGGUCCCAGGAAAGCGGGAGAGUCCACUGGUUUCAGCCUGGGCUGGCGAGUGUGUGUAUCUGCUGGGUCCAAAUGAGAGAGAGGAAGACCAUGAGGAGGAGGAAGGAGCCAGAGUGCUUCACUCCGUGUACGGCCAGCCCGUCACCUGCCUGGAUGUGAGCGCAUGCCGAGCUGCCGUGGGGGUGAAGAGCUGCGGCUGGGGCAUGAACGAUGGCGGGAACAAGGUUCGGGUGUACAGCCUGGAGACCGGCCAAGCGGAGCUGGUGUUGGGGAACUCGGCUGGAGACUUCACCUGCAUCAGCCUGAGAGAUGCCCCCCUGCAUCUGCUGGUGUGUGGCAACAAAGACAGGCGGGUGCGAGUGUUUGACCUGCGUUCCGGCUCCUCGGUGGUAUCGUUGUACGCCCAUCACAUGGGCGUGACCGCGGUGCGGGCGGACGACUGGAAGAUCGUGAGCGGCGGCGGCGAGGGAUUGGUCUGCGUGUGGGAAAUGAGGAUGGGGGCGAAACUCUGGGAGAUGCACAACAGGCACCCGGUCCGUCACAUACGGUUUAACAGCAGCACCCUGGUGACGGCCAACAUCCCCGAUGAAAAGAACCCACGUGGAGCGUGCAUCACUGACGAUGACCUCACUGCUCACCGCAGACACCGGGGGGUGAUCUGCUACUACGACUUCUCCGUGGAUCUCUCCUCGCAGGACCACGUGCUGCCCAUCUGCAGGUCCGACUACACCGAGACGAGCGGCUACAACUACAACAUCGGCCUGGCCGUGCCUUACGACGCGCUCGCCGAUCCUCGGAGAUCAGGUCUCUGACGACGCACGACGCUCCCGGGCAAGAUCAAUAAGAGACCGGAAGAUUCUAAAUCUGACUUUAUACUAUGGGAGGAAAAAAAAAAAAAAAACCCUGUAUAGACUUCUUAACUGUAUACUUGUCUUUUCGUGUUUUAUAGUUUUAAAUCAAAGACCGAAAAUUCCACUUCUUUUGCUUCUUUCAGUGUCAAAUCGUUAUUUUUCACAGGAUUACUGUGACGACGUCAAUUUCACAUGUAAAACUUUAUGUACAUCUUUUUUUCAAUUUAAUAUCUAUUUAAUAACAAUACCAGUCACAUUGCAGAACACUUGAAUUGCUAUGAUCAAAAUGUCUCAUUUAAAAAAAAAAAAAAAAAAAGAACACUUGUUUUUUUUUAAUCUCAUUUGGGAUUAAACAUUUACCCUCAAA
This is a messenger RNA of Ictalurus punctatus (channel catfish), 2501 nucleotides long. RefSeq names its product F-box and WD repeat domain containing 8 (gene fbxw8). The record is from RefSeq and is a predicted model, not a curated record. The transcript has 11 exons. Bases 134 to 2095 code for a protein of 653 amino acids. Gene Ontology annotation, molecular function: protein binding. Gene Ontology annotation, cellular component: preribosome, large subunit precursor. NCBI's taxonomy places the organism in Eukaryota, Metazoa, Chordata, Actinopteri, Siluriformes, Ictaluridae.